Molecule: messenger RNA, 1596 nt
Organism: Haliaeetus leucocephalus (bald eagle)
Lineage: Eukaryota; Metazoa; Chordata; Aves; Accipitriformes; Accipitridae
Product: dimethylaniline monooxygenase [N-oxide-forming] 5-like
Exons: 8
Coding region: 1-1596 (531 amino acids)
Molecular function (GO): N,N-dimethylaniline monooxygenase activity; flavin adenine dinucleotide binding; NADP binding
Source: RefSeq, a predicted model, not a curated record
AUGGCGAAGAAGGUGGCCAUCAUCGGAGGGGGCAGCAGCGGGUUGUGCGCCAUCAAAGCCUGCCUGCAAGAGGGGCUGGAGCCCAUCUGCUUCGAGAGGACCGGGGACAUCGGAGGGCUCUGGAGGUUUGAGGAGCGUCCCGAGGAGGGCCGCGCCAGCAUCUACCGCUCCGUCAUCAUCAACACCUCCAAGGAGAUGAUGUGCUUCAGCGACUUCCCCAUCCCUGAGGACUUCCCCAACUACAUGCACAACUCCAAGAUCAUGGAGUACUUCCGAAUGUACGCCCAGCACUUUGACCUGCUCCGCCACAUCCGCUUCAGGACCAGCGUGUGCCGCGUGUCCAAGCGCCCCGACUUCGCCGCCACGGGCCAGUGGGAUGUGGUGACGGAAAGCGAGGGGAAGCAGGAGGCGGCCGUCUUCGACGGUGUGCUGGUGUGCACCGGGCACCACACUGAGGCACACCUCCCGCUGAGCACCUUCCCAGGAAUUGAGAAGUUCAAGGGCUGCUACCUCCACAGCCGAGACUACAAGGAAGCUCGGGAUUUCACAGACAAGAGGGUCGUUGUCAUCGGUAUCGGGAAUUCAGGGUCAGACCUGGCCGUGGAGAUCAGCCAAACGGCCGAGCAGGUCUUCCUCAGCACCCGCCGGGGAGCGUGGAUCCUCAACCGCGUUGGAGAUCAGGGCUACCCCAUAGACAUCGUCUUCACCACCCGCAUGAAGACAUUCCUGAAGAAGCUGCUGAGCGUGUCCACGGUGAACAGCUUCAUGGAGAAGCAGCUGAACAUGAGGUUCGACCACUCGCACUACGGACUGAAGCCAAAGCACAGGGUCUUUGACCAGCACCCGACCAUCAACGACGACCUGCCCAACCGCAUCAUUUCAGGCAGGGUGCUGGUGAAGCCAAACGUCCAGGAGUUCACAGAGACGUCUGCCAUCUUCGAGGAUGGCACCAGGGAAGACAUCGACGCCGUGGUCUUCGCCACAGGAUACAGCUUCUCCUUCCCCUUCCUUGAAGGCUGUGUGAAGGUGGUGGAGAACCAGAUCCCCCUCUACAAAUUCAUGUUCCCCCCUGACCUGGAGAAGCCGACGCUGGCUUUCAUCGGCCUCAUCCAGCCUCUGGGUGCCAUCAUGCCCAUCUCUGAGCUCCAGUGUCGCUGGGCCACCCGUGUCUUCAAGGGGCUGCAGGACCUGCCACCAUCCGCUGACAUGCUGGCUGACAUCGCACAAACCAAGGAGAAAAUGGCCAAGCGGUACGUGAGGAGCCGGCGGCACACCAUCCAAGUGGAUUACAUCCCCUACAUGGACGAGCUCGCCUGCCAGGUGGGGGUCAAGCCCAACCUGCUCGCCCUCUUCCUCACCGACCCCAAGCUGGCGCUGGAGGUGGCCUUUGGGCCCUGCACACCGUACCAGUACCGCCUGCAGGGCCCGGGCAAGUGGGCAGGCGCCAGGGAGGCCAUCCUCACCCAGCAGCAGCGUAUUAUCAAGCCCCUGCAGACACGGCAUGUGGAGAAGCAAGCAUCAGGACCUGCCAUGCCCCUCUUCUUCAAGCUGGUUGGGGCUAUGGCCAUCCUCGCCAUCAUUUUUGCUUACUUGUAG